Lampris incognitus (smalleye Pacific opah) is the source of this 4749-nucleotide messenger RNA. It is a transcript of the gene frmpd3, whose product is annotated as FERM and PDZ domain containing 3. The record is from RefSeq and is a predicted model, not a curated record. The transcript is spliced from 10 exons. Lineage: Eukaryota; Metazoa; Chordata; Actinopteri; Lampriformes; Lampridae. Gene Ontology annotation, cellular component: cytoskeleton. Bases 4 to 4749 code for a protein of 1581 amino acids.
ACAAUGCUCAAGGACGAAUCCUUGCUACUCAUACCAAAUGUGUUGAAGGUGUUCCUGGAGAAUGGACAGAUCAAGUCUUUCACGUUUGAUAGCCGUACCACUGUUAGAGAUGUGAUCUCUUCCCUGCAAGAUCGCCUCUCACUACGUUACAUCGAGCACUUUGCCCUGGUGCUGGAGGCAGGUGGUCUGGAUCAGAGUCCGAGGUUGCAUCUGCUGCAGGAGAAUCAGCCUCUGUCACAUGUGGUGCACAGGACCUACUUCCAGGGGAUGAAGUGUCUGUUUCGCAUAUGCUUCUUCCCCAAGGAUCCUGCAGACCUGCUGAGGAGGGACCCUGCUGCAUUCGAGUACCUGUAUAUACAGAGUCGCAAUGACGUCAUUAAGGAGCGCUACGCCAUGGACUGGAAGUCUGAUAUCACACUGCGAUUGGCAGCCCUCCAUAUCUACAUCACUGUGUCCUCGGCCAGGCCACAUCAGAAGAUCUCUCUCAAGCAUGUGGAGAAAGAGUGGGGCCUAGAGCCUUUCCUUCCUCUCACACUGCUGCCGACAGUCAAGGAGAAGAAUGUGUGUAAGACACUGUCUCAGCUGUUGAAGACAUAUCAACAACCACCACCAUCAGGAAACAAGGUCCCGCCUCUCCAAGGGAAACUGCAAUACAUGCGUGUACUCAAUGACCUCCCACCUUUUGGUGGAUUACUCUUCCAUACUGUUGGAUUGGAUGAGAAACAAUCUGCCACCACCUUACUGGUGGGUCCACGUCAUGGUAUAAGUCAUGUAAUUGACCUGAAAAACAACCUCACCACAGUUUUGGCUGAAUUCAGUCGUGUUGCUAAGAUUCAGCUUUACCGGGAAAACCAAGGUGUAGCUCGGGUGGAAGUGACUAUACAUGAAGCCAAGCCCCUGGUUCUGCUUAUGGAGUGGCCUGAAGCCAGUAAUUUUGCCUGCCUCAUCUCUGGCUAUUACAAGUUGUUUGUGGACCCCAAACGGACCAUCUACUUCCGGACACCUGGUCAAUCUCAGCUGACCAAGGCUGAUUACAGAGGCUCUCACCAUGCUCAUCCACGUUCUGGGACUGCAGGCUUGUCAAGUAGUGGGCGGCGAAGUGACGAGAGGGACGGCACACAUAGGGAACCAGGGUCCUCAAGGGCCCUUGCUCCUGCAGAGCCUCAGCACCUCGGCUUGUGUCAUAUACAUCUACGAGAACAACAUCAGCUUCAGGAACUCCAAACACAAGCAGAAGCUGAGCGUGACAUUAAUGAGAACUUCAUUUCCCAGGAGCCUUCAGGGCGGCCACGCACUAAGUCUGAUCCCACCCAGCAGAGCACCGAAGAAAUUGUUGUGGGUGCUGGGAGCCCCACUGAGGAGAAUGCAGGUUUUCGAAGCCGGGCUCAAACGAUGAGUCAGUCCCAGAAAACCUCACGGUAUUUCUGUGACUCUUGCAAAGCCAGAUUUAGGGCAGAGGGUCUAUCAAUAGCAGUGAAUGGUAGUGGCAGUUCAGGGAAGCAUUGUUCCAGCAAUUGUGCCUCACGUGACGGAGGUGCCGUUGACCUCAUAGCCCUACCUCCUCCUGGGAAUGAAGAGGAAGAUGAGGAGGAGGCAAAUGAUGGAGGAGGGAGGUUGCAGCCACCACCACCUGCUAUUGCUGCCCCACCACCUGGGUUUAGGGACAACAGUUCAGAUGAGGAUGACACUAAGAGAGGGAGAAAGAUGCGUGCCAGUGUUAGCCCAGGGGCGACUUCUGGGAAGGUGGCGCAGGGCAAGGAAGAUGUACCAGUGACACUGAUUGAUAAUGUGGCCACCAGAACAGUGCGGGACCAUGCCCAGGAGCUUGAUGAUGCCCUGGUGUCCACUUUGCAGGCAUUAGAGGCUUUGGCAGCUUCCGAAGACUAUCCUCAUCACCCCCAACAGCCAGCACAGACUGCAGGGCUUAUUGUGUUAGCUGCCAUUACACCUGAGUCAUCUUUGGACUCAGGACAUGAGACCAACUCCUCAGAGUUGACAGAUGUGUCUGAGAUGGUUUCGGCAAUGAAGCAGCGCCAGAACCAGGCCUACCUACUGGCCCAUCACAUCAACAAAGAGCGAAUUAUCUGCCGUCGUGACUUCCCCCUAGCUAUUCCUGGCUGCACUGCUCAGACCAUAGGCACCGGAGCCUUUUCUGUUGGUCAGAUCCGUGCUGGCUGUCCAUCCAAACAAGUGAUACUCAGCAAGACUGUUCCUUUGAAAGUCAGCCCUAGCCAAGAGACUGCAACCCUCAGCAUUGUAGGGGAGAAAGAGAGCACUCAGGAGCAUGCUCAGAGUGAACAAAAAAUGAAUGGAAAAAUAAAACCAGAGUCCACCAAAGCAAGCAUCUCUGACUCCACAUCUAAGUCAUCUGGAGAGCCCAAAGUGUCUAUCCAAGCAUCCAGUGAUCCAUCAACAACCCAAGGCAGCAACGAUCAGGAGUCAUCAAAUUCCUCCACGGAAAAACUGAGUCAAAACCUUUCUGAUGGCAUAAAGGGGACAACAACUGCAACUCCUAGUACUGACCCCACCAACAAAGCCUUACCUAUCCUCUUGCCUGCUGACAGAACUGCCUCUGCCAAGAUUUCUCCUACUAACAUGUGCCAAGAUGCCGAGACUGCCUCUAGCGAGACCAUUAAGCCUUCAAGCUCUAAAGAGCUUCUGCCAAUUGAUGACCUUUUCUGCACAUGCCCGGUCCGGGUGGAGUCUGGUACCCAGCUUAGACUAAAAAAUCCACAGGUUCAAAGGGUGGUUUUGUUUCAGUCAUCCUCACCCACAGAUGAUGAGCGUCUACGUGCCAAAGGCCUCCAGCAGGCAAACAGCAAAGAUAACGCAGCAAGGGGGGGAGGAGCAGACCCUACUUUGGCUAAACCCAACCCUCAAAUCCAAACCAAGUAUUCUCCUCACAUGCCUGUCAAAUCAGAGCGAAAAGAAGCAGCAGAAGGUAAGACUGAUGGUUCCCAGGGCAAAGCACACCUUGAACAACAGAAAUGCCCCCCAAAAGCAUUACCCAUUUUGGAAGACCCCACUCACCCAAGUACCCCUGUUGAUAAGGUUUCCACACUCCCAGCCAGUGACUCAAAGAAGCAGGGCAGCAGUAAGAGCAAGUGCAGUCGUACUGCCCCUUUCCUGAGCUUCAGAAACCUGCUGUCAGCCACAUUUCCAGCCAGAAUGCGGAGAGAGACGGAUGAGAGACGGGCUCAGUUGCAGAAGGUCCGCCAGUAUGAGCUAGAGUUUUUGGAGGAGCUGCUAAAGCCGAAGUCAUCCCAGGGAGAGUAUCUACCACAGGGAUCUUCACCAGUGCCCUCAGGCACUCCCUGUGCCUGUCAGCUCCGUACCAGUCCAGUUCAGAAGGCACCAGGUAUCUCCAGGGAGCAGCGGCGCAGCUGUGACUGUAAGAGAAUGUGCAGAGGCAUACGUCUACCUGACACUCCAGUUGGCUCAACUGCAGAAACACAGCACAGAGGCAGAGAGAGGAAUGUUUCCAAGACCCCUCCAAUAAUUUCCAAAGUCCCUCACACCCAAGGCAGCACAAGGAGACCGCAAACCCUAGAGAUCAAGACUACCCGAAUUCGUUCAACUAGCCUUGAGUCAAGAGAACCCAGGGGAGAACAGGGCUCCUGCCUGCCCACCUGCACCUCCCAAACAGAUUGCAUGGGAGCUCCACAAUAUAAGAAGCUCCAGAGGCGCUACAGCAUUGGAGAGGUGGAUAACAGUACUAGUACACCUGUUUAUGCUGAGGUUAAGCCCAAGGCCAAGAGCCUUGAGAAGGAGAUGGAGAGAGUGAGGGCCACAGGACUGAGGCUUCCUACCCCUGUGGAACCAGUUCACACUCAAUCUCACCAGGCAGAAGGCAAGGGGAAAAAGGGAGUGUUCUUUAUUCAAGGAGAGGAACUACUCCGUGAGAGUCGAGAGGGGCCUGGGGAGGUGCUACUGACUCUGCCCAGUGAAGACAGUGAGGAGAGGGAGAAAUGCUGCUCAUUUUGCUUCUGCUACAGGAAGUGUGAAGCUGCAGAUGAAAGCAGUGAGAAGGAUGAACUCUCAUACUCCAUUCCCCUUCAGGUCCUCCCUGGGAUGCAGCUGGACUCACGUACUCUGCCUGUAGUCAGCAAAACUCUUCAAGUUCUCAAUGCAGAGGAUUGCAGUGGGGAGGAAGAGGAGGAUGAGGAAGAUGAGCCACAGACACAGGAGAUUGACCUACGAGCCUGUGGUACAUUAGAAGGAAGCCUGGCCCGAGUUCAGGCUCUACAAGGGAAGACAUUCAGCCUGCCCGAUGGCUUCCUAAAUGCCCAGAUGGAUGCUAAUGAGUUACUAGCUAUCCUGCGUCAGUGUGCAAAUAGUCCUCAAGCAGAGGGUGAAGCUCGUCUUCAAGCCUCACGAGUCACAGAGUAUAAACAGGAGCUGGCUGUGCGUUUCAAAGAAUUCCGGGCAUCUUGUCGGCGAGUGGCAAGUGUUGAAAAGAGCCCAACACGAAUGCUUGCUGUUGUUACCGCCAGUUUUCAGGUGUUGUGUGACCUUACUCAGACCUUCAUCAAGCUGGUCAGAGGUGUACGAUCAGAAACUCAAAGGCUGCAGUUACUAAGAAAAGUUGAAGAAGUAGCUAUCAACUACACUUUGCUUUUGCGUGCGGCAGAGGAGUCAAUGGGACAUUCAAGCAGCUUACCAACAAAGACAGUGAGCCCUCAAAUUUCUACCAACACCAGUAACAUGAGCUCUCUCACCCGACCCAUCAAAACUCUGCCCACCCAGUAA